GCCCAUUUGGGUCGCCACCUGCGCGGGAGGUGUCGUCGGGGCGGCCUCCGGGCUGAGAAAUGUGCCCCCGACGCGUCGGAGAGGUGAGAGAAGACGACGACGACGACGACGACGGCGUCCGUAAGAGCGGGUGUUCGAGUUCAACGGGACACAAUGACGCCAGCAACGUGUCACAUGUCCGGAAGUCAGCCAACCAGCCAAUCAAGGACGCAGUCUGGGGCUCCUCCUCCUCCCCUGAAGACUGCACAAGAUUUCAGUUUUUUUUUUUUUUCUUUCCGAACCCGUGAAGGCAACAUGGACUUCAUCAGCGACCGAGAUGUGCAAAAGUACAGGGAGGACGGCUUCGUGGUCCUGGACGAGUUCCUGACGGCGCAGGAAUGCGACGAGCUGCGCCGGCGCAUGCGCGAGAUCGUGGACGCCAUGGACGUGCCGGAGCACUGCCGGACCACCUUCUCCACGUACCACCACGAGCAGCUCAAGACGCAGGGAAACGCCGACUAUUUCAUCACCAGCGGCGACAAGAUCCGCUUUUUCUUCGAGAAGGGAGCGUUCGACGCCGAAGGAGAAUUCGCCGUCCCCAGGCAUCGGUCGCUCAACAAAGUGGGACACGCGCUCCACGCGCACGAGCCUUUGUACGCCAAAGUUACGCAUUCGCGCAAAGUUCAGGGCGUCGCCAGGAAGCUGGGCCUGGUCCGACCCGUGGUCCUGCAGAGCAUGUACAUCUUCAAGCAACCUGGGAUUGGCGGAGAAGUGACGCCACACCAGGACGCCACCUUCUUGUACACGGAGCCCCUGGGGAGGGUGAUGGGCCUGUGGGUGGCGCUGGAGGACGCCACCGUCAACAACGGCUGCCUCUGGUUCAUCCCGGGCUCGCACAACCGUGGAGUGACGCGGCGAAUGGUGAGGACGCCGCCGGGCAGCUUCCCUCUGACGGACUUCAUCGGCACGGAGCAGGAAUAUGACGGUGACAAGUUUGUCCCGGUAGAAGUUAAAAAAGGGGGCGCGGUGCUGAUCCACGGCCAAGUGGUGCACCGCAGCGCUGAGAACGCGUCGGAGAACUCGCGCCACGUGUACACCUUCCACCUGAUGGAGGCGCAGGACACCCGCUGGAGUCCCGACAACUGGUUGCAGCCCACGGAGGAACUUCCUUUCCCGUCGCUUUAUACCAAUUGACGGAACGGACGGACGUUUGCACGAAAGGUUGAAAAUCAAUUUGGGUCCAAACAAUCAUGAGUAUUAUUUGCGCGUGUACUUUAAUUCUCGUGAUUCUUGUCCAAAAGUGCUUUCACACAAAUGUAAAUAAAUUGUGACGCGCUCCA
Molecule: messenger RNA, 1319 nt
Organism: Syngnathoides biaculeatus (alligator pipefish)
Lineage: Eukaryota; Metazoa; Chordata; Actinopteri; Syngnathiformes; Syngnathidae
Gene: phyhd1
Product: phytanoyl-CoA dioxygenase domain containing 1
Exons: 11
Coding region: 154-1173 (339 amino acids)
Source: RefSeq, a predicted model, not a curated record